AUGCCCCCGGCCGCACCUGACGACCUCAUCCGCCAGCACAGCCGGUCCCUAGAAGACGACCACUCUUUCUCCCCGGAUCAGAACACCGUCGUUCAGGAGCAUGAACCAAGUGGAAAGAGUAAAAAGAAGAAGGCUAAAAAGGCCGCUAAAGCGGCCAAAGCAGCAACGGCAUCCCCGCCAGAUGAUGUGACGAAUACGUCGGUACCUGCAUCGGUACCUACGUCGGUGCCUGCCCAGGAAGAGCCGUCCUCAUGCCCUGACCAAGCUCUGGAUCUUGAUGGUUCCCUGGACGAGCACCAUGAUUAUCCCGACGAACGUCGAGCUCAUCCCAACGUAACCUCGCCCGUCCUCGACGCCCUGGGAUCAACCGAGGAAACCGCGGACCACGACCUUAACAGCCGCACCGACACCUGGGCUCAGUCCAUACCAUAUGGCAAGAGUCCUCCUACUGAUUUGAUUGAUGGAGAUCUUCCCCAGGAAUCACCAAUCAGCUUUCCUACAAUUCAGGAAAGAGGGGGCUUCAGCCAACCUUCCUCGGCUUCUCCUCCAACUCGAAUCCGACCUUUUAGUUACGGAAGCGGUUACCGAAGCAGUAUGCACUCCAGACAGCAAUCGGUAGAUAGGCGAAAGAGCCAUUCUUAUGGAAGUCCCAUGAGUAAUCUGGCUCCACCACCUCAUAUGCCCCAGGCCCAUUUCUACGGAGCGCCAGACAUCGAUCUUCCAACCCAGAAACUUCCUGCCACGGAUGGGGCCCACUCAUUCUGCGCCUUCGAUACUCUCCCAAGUGCGUCGUCCAAGGCACCACGAGCGUGUAUGAAUGUACUUCUGGUGGGAACCGAUGGCGGUGUGGAAGUACACGCCAUCGAAGACCGUCGAACUCGUCUUGUCGGGCAGAUAACAGGCCUCAAUGGUCGAAUUCUCGAGGCAAAGAUUUUACCGGGUCACAUAUCCAAUGAUCUACUUGCUUCGCCCCAACCCCACGUGGCUGUGAUCAUUCAUGGACCACUCCCACCGAACGAAGAAGAAGGUCGCGUUUCGUCUGCUGCGUCUGAGAUGAACGAUGUUCCACCUUCGAUGGCACGUGGUCCCUCCAAUGAUAGACGCUCAGCCAGAGACGACAAGUCAUUUUACCAGACCAGAGUUGAGGUCUACUCCCUGCGAUCGGGUGAUCACCUUGCAACAUUAUUUGCAGGCAAACCGGUCCCGUCAUUGGAGAAUCUUCCGGGUCUCCCGUCCUUGGCACCUUCGCCUGUGGGGAGCCUGAAACUCUUCAGCAGCAGAAACUAUGUAAUUGUUGCCUCCGGAAUCAGUGGGGAGGUCUACAUCUUCAAGCAUUCCUCUUCUGGGACAUAUCAGUGCUUGGGCAAGACUUGGACCAACGUUCAGACCGGAGAAGCUCGUCGUUACUCCACCUCCUCGAGCUCUACUGAUCCUGAUGGGUCUCACCAUGACCUGCCUCGUACCUCCAUCUCCGAGAGACCAAUUCUGGCCGUGCAGGGAAGAUGGCUGGCGAUGGUACCUCCGUCCUCCUCUUACCGUGCAUCGAUUCAGGGGAUCGUCCCUCCGAGUUUGCUGCAUGGCAAAGUUCACGGAAUGGAGACUCGCAGUCCACCAACUGUGCCAUCGGUCAACUGUGCGACGGAUGUAGGCGAUGGAGAGAGCAUCUUCGAUAAAUUUGCCAGGGGUGUUACACAGGAGCUGGUGAAAGGCGCCCGUUGGAUGGGUGAUCAAGGCCUUCAAGCGUGGAACAAUUACUGGAACAAUCAGCAAGGUACUGGCACGCCUCCGCCACGGCCCAUACGAACCACGGACGCCCAAGCUCAGGGUUAUGGUCUCUUUCCACCUACCCAUGCACAGGAUACCCAGACCAUUUCAUCGUCUGAGCCCGAUGCAGUCUCCAUCCUCGACCUGAAGAGAUUCGAUGACGGAAUGGAUGCGAAGGCUGUUCCCUUCCACCCUGUGGCGACUUUCCAGGUUCCCAAUGGUUGCAGUUUCCUUUCGCUCUCUCCUAAUGGCUUGAUGCUGUUCACAGCCAGCAAGAAAGGUGAUGUUCAAUACGUUUGGGACUUGAUGCAACUCAGACAUUGCCGAGCUAUGGCUUUCAUGGCUGAAGAUCAGGCUGGCCAAAGCCCCAAUGUGCGACAGGUCGCACGAUACGCCCGGUUGACCACGUCUAGUAUCGUUGAUGUCAUUUGGACUGCUCCUCUCGGGGAUCGACUGGCCAUAAUCACUCGUAAAGGCACCAUUCAUGUGUUUGAUCUGCCUCGAAGCGCCUUCCAGUGGCCUCCUUUCCGGCGAGCUCGACCUGCGGGGAAGAAGUCGCCUAAAGUUGACCCGAUCGGUGAUGAUCCUGUAGGACAGGGGCCCGCUGGAAACCCGUUGUCGGCAGCAAUGAAUUUUGUCGGUGGCAAGACACAGCCAUUUUUCUCUGUCGUCAAAGGUCGUGUGCCGUCAACUGGUACUGCAUUCCCUAAAGUAAGUGGGUUCGCACUACCGACUGCCGCGAGUAUCAAGGGUGGUAAGGUUGUUGCGGCUGGCCUCAGCAAGUCCAUGGGUGCAGCAGCGUCAGGUACCGUCCAUUCACUUCGGCAUGUGGGAGAAAAUCGACUUCACUUGUCUGGCCUCGCCCGUCACCCGGCCCCUUCUCGCGUCAUUUGGAUUUGCAGCAAAGGACACAUUUUCCUGGGCAUGGUUGAUGAUGGGCACUUCAAAUUGUACCGUCUAAAGCAAGCCGCAAAUGCCCACAAGAGUCGCCAAUUCCAUUCCGUUGUCGGUGGGAAAGAGAGUCAAUUCAAGCUUCCUGCCAUUUUUCAAAGUGUCUGUGGGCCGGCACCUCUCCUCGCACACGACCCGGGACAGGUAGUCCAGGCGUCUCUGCUCUUGCCAUCUGUCAGUUCGCAGCCAUCCAAUGCUGGGAAGGCUUUUUGCCAGCCGCUCUCACAGGCAGAGAUUGAGACGAACACACCGUACCAGCCUUUCCAUACGGACCAGCGAGUUGGUCUCCACGUUUUUACCUCUGAAGCAACUGACCCAACCAUGUUGGCCCCUGUUGACCAAUGGGUCUUUGGCAAUGAUAUUUCGACAACCAAGGUGCACGUGAGAUCGUACAGCAACAGUGGUGAUGAUCAGGGUGAUGAUGAGGACGAAAUGGGCGCCAUCCACGGCCACUCCUUUGGCGCAGGCGGCGACAUGGAGAACCUCAUCUCUCUCGGGAACAGCACCGGCAACGUCGAGGAAGUGGUCAUCACCACCCGACGCAAGAAGAAGCAUAGCACUCCACUCAAGGCGGACGACGGUUUCUUCGAGGACGAUUGCGAGGUUCUCGACUUUGCACGAGACCGAGUUUGA
This is a messenger RNA of Penicillium cinerascens, 3348 nucleotides long. RefSeq lists its product as uncharacterized. The record is from RefSeq and is a predicted model, not a curated record. Gene Ontology annotation, biological process: autophagy; response to starvation. Gene Ontology annotation, cellular component: cytoplasm. The transcript is spliced from 2 exons. Bases 1 to 3348 code for a protein of 1115 amino acids. Gene Ontology annotation, molecular function: protein binding. NCBI's taxonomy places the organism in Eukaryota, Fungi, Ascomycota, Eurotiomycetes, Eurotiales, Aspergillaceae.